UCAGAAAGUCCUGAAAGGUUUGAUUUCGCGUUUGCUAUUUACCUCACUCGUGGGUCACAUUUCGUUUCGAGCACACAGUUGAGGAAUGCUGUGUUAACUAUGGGGUAAAUUUGGGUCAAAUGAAUGGACUUAUUUGCCAUUUUAACUCCAUAUUUAAUUUCAAACCACUUUCAAAGUAAUUCGUCCGGUUUAUUUAUGUGCUGGUUUACAGUGGCAGCGUAAACAAACCACCAUGGAAACGAGUGAAGGAAAAUAUAGUUAAAAUACUUUCAGACGAGAAACGCCAACGUUGCUUCUCUUAUUCGCUUUCGAUCUGGUGAUUUUCUACUUUUCAAUUGAAAUUAUUUUAUCCUGAAUUUCCGGAGAGGCCUGUAAAUGGAUCCAGCGGCUUUGCGUGAAAGUCCUGCGGGUUCAGGGGCUGGUUCGGCGGAGGAGAGAGGAGGAAAUCGGGCGCCGGAGGAGGAUGAGGGGACCGGUGAGGGCAGAGAGGCUGAUGGAGAGUCCGAGGAAGCUGACCUGGAGAGUAAAGACUCCAAAUGUCCAGAUGAAAACUUACUACAUGGAAAACUGACUGAGGAGGAACUGGAUCCUAGAAUCAAGGAGGAACUAGAAUGUCUAAAUGAGACCAGCGAGGAGAUUAACAAGAUGGAGCUGGAACUGCAAGAAGUUCGGUCCAGCCACAGAAGGAUAAUGAGUGAAUCUGUGCUUAAACUGAAGGGGAAAAGUUCAGAACUGGGUUCAUGCAUUGAGAAGGCCAGACCUUACUAUGAAGCACGAAGAAAAGCAAAAGAGGCCCAGCAGGAGACCCAGAAAGCGGCCCUCAGCUUUGAGAGAGCAGUUUCCAUGCACUCUGCCGCGCGAGAGAUGGUUCAUGUGGCUGAACAGGGUCUCACUGUAGUAAAAACACUGGAUCCAACCUGGCAGGAGAUGUUGAAUCAUGCUACCGCAAAGGUGAACGAGGCUGAAGAGGAGCGCUUGAAGAGUGAGCGCGAGCACAUGCGCGUCACUCAGCUGUGUCAGGAGGCUGAAACACGAGUGCUGGAGCUCCAGAAAUCCCUCAAGAGAUCAAUCGUCAAGUCCAAGUCUUACUUUGAGCUCAAGGCUCAGUUUAAUGACAUUCUAGAGGAGCACAAGUCAAGAAUUUUACAGUUAGAAGAUCUAAUUUCCAAAGCCAAGGUCAACUAUUCCAGCACAUUGCGCAACUUGGAGCAAAUCAGCGAGGAGAUUCAUGCGCAGAGGGGGCAGGACCAAACAAAGAACGGACCAAUCAACACAUGCAGUGGGCGGAGUCCUCCCGUAGGAGCAGAGACCGUCAGCAGCACAGGUACAGAGGGUGGAGCUUGCGGAGGCUAUAUGAGACCAAAUGAUUGGGUGCAUGGAAAAGAGGGCGUGGCUAAUGCCAGGGAGUGGGUGGAAACUCAUCCAGACUCUAAAUGGGUGGACAUGGGAAAAGGAGAGGUGACAAGGUCCGGUUCAGACUCUAAUUCCAUCGUCAGCUCCCAGACCAUCAUAUCUGAUCUUGAAAAGUGUGACUCUGUCGAACAUCUCAGUCGACUCAGCAGUUUUUCAGGGGAAGAAACCGAGAAAGACGAGGAGAAUAAGCUUAAAAAUAACAUCGACAUUUCUGAGGAGUUCCUCAAGCAACACAUCAGAAGUGUCAGUUUAUGAAUGCGAUCUUAAAUAAUAACGUCGCUGUUUUAUAGUUUUGAUAGUUUGAUAUAAAGAGCUUGAUUAUUGACUGACAGAGAGACUUGUUCAAUUAUUAUUUAUUGAGGAUUUUUAUCAGUACUUGAAAAGGAGACCGACCAAAAUAUGAUGGUGAUAAUAAUGAUUAUGUUGAACUCUGACUAAAUAAUUUUUACCCCAAAGAGGGCAAAUUUCUUAUGUAAGGGUUGGGUAUUUCAAAAAAUGUGUUAAUAGACUGACAAUAUUUGUACUACCAGUCCUUCUCUUUUAUUAGCCUAAUUAUUAAAAACUAACACAUAUUUCCUUUCCAUCCUAAUAAGCACCUUUGUUUUUCUAUGCAAAUGUAUAAAGCUGUAUUUUAAGGACGCGUCAGAUAUUAUAAUCUCUAUAGCUGACAUAAUCGUAAAUCAAGGCCGUUAUACUUUGUGCUGACCGCUGGUGAACUUUUGUUUGCUUACUGACACACUCUUUAAAGGUAAAAUCCCAUUAAUCUUUAGCUCAUGCUAGGAUCUAAAAUAUCACUAUUGUUUUCAGUUUAUUUUUAACUUAUUGUCUGUUUAUUUUAACAUAAAUCUCAUGCUGACUUGUUGGUCCACAAAUAAGUGACAAACACUGAUAGGUAGUUAUUUCUGCAUGCAUGAGGCUUACUUUAUGUUUGUCUCAUUUGCAUUUGUUUUAUUGCUAUUGAAAUACAGAUUGUGUGCUGUUGGGGAAAUAAAGGAUUGAAUGAUUUGUUUUUAAUUCUCAGGGCAGGGUUUGUAAAAAGCCUGCCACUAAACGUGUUUUGCUGUUUCAGACAAUCACUUUUUCUAUAUUUCAGAAUUUAUUUUGAUUAAAUGAAUUGGCAGGCAUCAUCGGAUGCUGUUCUUCAUGAUCUGUGUGCUUUGUACACCUUUGCUAACUCAGCGUGAGCAUUGGAUGUCAUUAUGUUGUUGUUAUUGUGUUUUAAAUGAAGAUGUGCAGUGUCGUGAUGUCGCGACGUCUGAUAGAACAAUAAAUGUGUGCAAAUCUAGAA
Danio aesculapii is the source of this 2701-nucleotide messenger RNA. RefSeq names its product SH3-binding domain protein 5-like, a (gene sh3bp5la). Gene Ontology annotation, biological process: intracellular signal transduction; negative regulation of protein tyrosine kinase activity. The record is from RefSeq and is a predicted model, not a curated record. Gene Ontology annotation, cellular component: cytoplasm. Gene Ontology annotation, molecular function: protein kinase inhibitor activity. NCBI's taxonomy places the organism in Eukaryota, Metazoa, Chordata, Actinopteri, Cypriniformes, Danionidae.